Messenger RNA from Bacidia gigantensis, 807 nucleotides. RefSeq lists its product as uncharacterized. Bases 1 to 807 code for a protein of 268 amino acids. Gene Ontology annotation, molecular function: protein binding. The transcript has a single exon. Lineage: Eukaryota; Fungi; Ascomycota; Lecanoromycetes; Lecanorales; Ramalinaceae. The record is from RefSeq and is a predicted model, not a curated record.
AUGAGAUCACGCACAGAUGGCGAUGAAGUACGUGCUGAAUCGUCUGGGAAGAACUCGCGAGCCUCGACUUCAUCGCCAGAACGUGGCCAAGUGGAUCAGGAACCCGCCCCGACUGCAAAUGUGAAAGAUUCCAACGCUCCUCCUUUGCCUAGUGAGGCUCUACCUCCGCUUCCAAAGCAAGCUCCACCCGCUGAAGACGAUGGUUGGGAUCCCGUUUGGGACGAGAAUGCACAAGCUUUCUACUUCUAUAAUCGUUUUACACAACACUCACAAUGGACUAACCCGCGUGUGCCGGACGCUACCCAGGGAGCCCCAGGAACAGGCAUAGGUAAACAUGACAGAAUACCUGAACGUGCGCCCGGGACCGAUCCUCCUCUCGUCGAGCAUGAAGCACCUCGAGAAAAACCACCCGAGUAUACAGGAUACAAUCCAGCUAUCCAUGGGGACUAUGAUCCUACAGCACCCUACGCGCAGAAACAGUCAGAUGCUCCUCUCGAUCCUUCGGACCCUGCCAGCGAGGCAGCGCCAGAUCCAGGGGCCAUCUAUGCCGCGACCGGAACCUUCAACCGCUUCACGGGAAAAUGGCAGGCUUCUCAUAUCAAUCCAGAAAACCACAACGAUGAAGCGAAAUCAAAUAGGCAGAUGACAGCUUUCUUUGACGUAGAUAAAGCGGCCAAUAGCCACCAAGGAAAGAGCCUGAAGGCGGAAAGAGCAGGUAAAAAGCUGUCGAAGCAAGAGCUUAAGGCGUUCAAAGAAAAGCGAAAAGAACGCAAAGAAGAGAAACGAAGAGCUUGGCUAAGAGAUUAA